Messenger RNA from Rhagoletis pomonella (apple maggot), 953 nucleotides. RefSeq names its product mesencephalic astrocyte-derived neurotrophic factor homolog (gene Manf). The transcript is spliced from 5 exons. Lineage: Eukaryota; Metazoa; Arthropoda; Insecta; Diptera; Tephritidae. Gene Ontology annotation, molecular function: calcium ion binding. Gene Ontology annotation, cellular component: endoplasmic reticulum. The record is from RefSeq and is a predicted model, not a curated record. Gene Ontology annotation, biological process: dopaminergic neuron differentiation; neuron projection development. Bases 196 to 711 code for a protein of 171 amino acids.
CAAAGCGACAAGUGAGUGUCAAAAAGUUCUCGCUAUUUUAUUUUCACCGGCUGGGCAUUUGUUGAAGGAAUAAAAUAUAAUAAUCACAGACAAAACUUAAGAUCAAUUAGUGAAAAUAUCACAUCUAGAAUAAAGGCUAAAUUAUUCUGACAAAAGUAUUCAAAAAAAUUUCAUAAAAAAGAGAUAACAGCCAAAAUGCGUGUCCAGGUGGUUUUUGUGGUACUUGCCUUUCUACUGGUCCAAAGUAGCAUAGCGUUAAAAGAGGAGGAUUGUGAAGUUUGCAUUAAGACUGUAAAACGCUUCGCUGACACAUUGGACGAUGCUACAAAGAAGGAUCAUAAAAAAAUUGAGGCUAAAUUUAAGGAUUUCUGCGAAAAGCAAAAGAAUAAAGAACACAGAUUCUGUUACUACUUAGGUGGUCUAGAAGAAUCUGCCACUGGCAUCUUGAAUGAGCUGAGCAAACCAUUGAGCUGGUCUAUGCCUGCCGAUAAGAUUUGCGAGAAACUCAAGAAGAAGGAUGCACAAAUCUGUGAUUUGCGUUAUGAGAAACAAAUUGAUUUGAACAGUGUAGAUCUAAAGAAACUGAAAGUGCGUGAUCUGAAGAAAAUACUCAACGACUGGGAUGAAACUUGCGAUGGUUGUCUUGAGAAAACAGACUUUAUCAAGAGAAUAGAAGAGCUGAAACCGAAAUAUGCGCACAGUGAAUUAUAAGGAAUAACUACUACAUACAUAAAUAAGUGCAUCCAUUUGUGCAAAAAUUAAUUUAUAAUUAUGCGUACACCCAGAAAUUAGUUAUACGCACCAAGAAAGCUGCGGCAGUUUUUUUUUUUAAUGUUUUUCGAUUUUUUAGAAAAAUUUUGAUCGAAGGCAUUUAUAGUUUUUGCAAAACGACUAAUGAUGUGUGAGAAGAGAAACAAACUAUGCAAUAAAUAACAAAACCACCAUAACAAAUA